CACGUUUUUAAUUUUUUUUUCCCCCCUAUAAACGUUAUUUCCAUUAUAUCUUUCGGGGAAUUAGAAUUUUUAGACCGACAUUAUAGUAAACCUGCGCGGCUUCGUCGGUUCUGGGAAUUUUGGGGUUGAUGUGGUUUGUGCCAAAACCGGAGCGCUGCUGCAGUGCCAGCUUUUAUCGUUAUAAAACGUGCUGGCGCCAAGUUACCGAUCGUUCGGUGGAGAAUUUCAGCACAUUGCCUUGCGAUAUUCUCCCCUCCGAAAAAGCAAAUAGAGAAGUAAGGGUCCCAAAAUAGAUCCACUUUCUUCUCUGGGAUUGUCUUUGUCUUGCUUUGUUCUGCUUGAAUCAGCUGCGGGGCUGUUGGUGCAGUGUAUCUCUUUGUUAGAAAUCAGCACCAGCUUUCAUUAGCAGUGUAAACAAUUAGCAGCCCUGCUUCUUUUGAUGGGCUAACGUUUAACAAUAAAUUAAAGUAGAUCUGGGAUGCCUUUGCACGGGGGGUAUUUUUUGCUGUGUAAUUCAUAACGUCAUUGUCUUAAUAAAAUGUCUUCGUGUUCGGGAGCGCUGCCUUAAAUGAUGGAAUGUGAUGUAAGAGGAUGAAAUGACUGUGUGAAGUACUGAGCAUCCGGCUGUCGCUAGUAGGACGGAAUUUACAUAAAAUGUCGACUUUACUGGAUCGGAUCUGCUAUAAAUGCAAACGCAAUUAAAAUGUAUGGUGCUGCAUGUCAACCAUUAAUCUUCUGCUUCAGGUGUUCUUAAAAUUCCACAGCGUUGCCUUACUUUUGGAUCUCAAAACUGUAUGGAAAUGUGAAUUUUUUGCUAGAACUCCAAUGUUACCGUUCAAAGAAUGUUCCUUAUAGCUGUUGUUCUGUGAAUCGGUGUUUCUUGGUGUCCCAUGGAACAUAAAGCAGAUGGUGAUGACGCUGGAGGUGAUCCGCCCGUUGAGGAUGCGCCCAGAAGUGAUGGCUGGCGCUGAGAUGAGUCUGGGCUUGGAGCAGUGCUGAGAGGGCUUGGGGAGAGGAUUGUAGUGGAGCUCCAUCCCCAUUCCACUCCUAGCAGCUCUCUGGCCAUCCACCUCCGUUUCUGCCAGCUGGAACGGACAAGAACCUUGCCAACUGCCCCAGGCCUCCACUGAGCACAUUUAGGGAGAGGCAGGUGUGGCUGAGCUAGGAAAAAAACUGGAGCAGGGCUGAGAGAACUAAAAUGCCAGCGCAGCUCCUGUAGUUUCCUGCUCUAGCCACCCUCUUUAAAAUGCAUCCCUUUCUUUGCUUCCUCAUGUUCUUACCCGCAUGUCCUCUAUGAAUGAGGACAUAUUUUUGGGAGGGUCAGAACAGAAGAAGUGGAAGGAGGGGAUAUGAAGUACUUAGUGGGGAAAUGGGAUUUUUUUUUAACAAUGGCCAAGUUAAAAACAAAUGUGUGCAUUUGAAUGUUGAAAUCAAGUUCUUAAAACUGAACUCCUGAACGAGAACAGAAACGUACCGGCAGAGAUGGGAUUGUAUGGUAACAGGUUUGAAUUUGUACUGUAUCAUUCUGGAAAACUUAUUAGAGUGAAACUAGUCUGUAUAAUGCUAUAAUGUGAAUUUUAGUAAAAUUGCCUGUAAUACCAAUUCUAGAUGCUUGUUUUUAUCAUUGUAGUCCCUUUAAAAAAUAUUUUUUUCCAUUAGCACCCGUACUAGAAUUUGACUAUCUCAUCUGUGGAGACUGUGGCAAAGAAUUCAUGGACUCCUACCUUAUGCAGCACUUUGAUUGGGCAACAUGUGAUAAUUGCAGAGAUGUUGAAGAUAAACAUAAGCUUAUAACAAGGACAGAAGCAAAAGAAGAGUAUCUCCUUAAAGACUGUGACUUAGACAAGAGGGAACCGGUGCUCAGAUUCAUUGUGAAGAAAAACCCUCAUAAUUCACGAUGGGGUGAAAUGAAACUUUAUUUAAAACUGCAGGUAAUCAAGCGUUCACUUGAAGUGUGGGGUAGCGAAGACGCAUUGCAAGAAGCAAAGGAGCUCCGCCGUGACAGCAGAGAGAAGAUGAAACAGAAGAAGUUUGAUAAGAAGGUUAAAGAACUGCGCCGAGCUGUGAGGAGUAGUUUAUGGAAGAAAGCGGCUACUAUCCAUGAACAUGAGUAUGGACCAGAAGAAAACAUAGAUGAAGACACAUAUAAAAAGACAUGCACUGUAUGUGGCCAUGAAUUAACUUACGAGAAGAUGUAGCGUUAAUCUGGGUUUUGGGGUUUUUUUGGUGUUUUGUUUUUUUGUUUUGUUUUUAAUGGUAUUUUUUAUUAAAGUCAAAUAAAUGCUAAUUAUGACCAAGCUGUUGCCAAAUUCUGUAAA
Molecule: messenger RNA, 2318 nt
Organism: Lepidothrix coronata (blue-crowned manakin)
Lineage: Eukaryota; Metazoa; Chordata; Aves; Passeriformes; Pipridae
Gene: XPA
Product: XPA, DNA damage recognition and repair factor
Exons: 4
Coding region: 1713-2198 (161 amino acids)
Biological process (GO): UV-damage excision repair; nucleotide-excision repair, DNA damage recognition; base-excision repair
Cellular component (GO): nucleotide-excision repair factor 1 complex
Molecular function (GO): damaged DNA binding
Source: RefSeq, a predicted model, not a curated record